Serinus canaria (Common canary) is the source of this 763-nucleotide messenger RNA. RefSeq names its product CDC28 protein kinase regulatory subunit 2 (gene CKS2). The transcript has 3 exons. NCBI's taxonomy places the organism in Eukaryota, Metazoa, Chordata, Aves, Passeriformes, Fringillidae. Gene Ontology annotation, biological process: regulation of mitotic cell cycle. The record is from RefSeq and is a predicted model, not a curated record. Gene Ontology annotation, molecular function: protein kinase binding; cyclin-dependent protein serine/threonine kinase activator activity; histone binding. Gene Ontology annotation, cellular component: cyclin-dependent protein kinase holoenzyme complex; SCF ubiquitin ligase complex. The coding region runs from base 140 to 379 and encodes 79 amino acids.
CGAGAGCCAAUAGGAGCCGAGCCGCUGGAUUCAAACGGUGCGGGGCGCGGAAGGGGGCAGUUAGUGCGCGAGGCGUCCGUGAGGGAGGAAACUUAGGUCGCUGUUCGUACCGCUGUUCCAGCCCGUGCUGCCGCCCGCCAUGGCCCACAAGCAGAUCUAUUAUUCCGAUAAGUACUCUGACGAGCAGUACGAGUACCGACAUGUGAUGCUGCCACGAGAACUUUCAAAACAAGUGCCAAAAUCUCAUCUGAUGUCUGAAGAAGAGUGGAGACGACUUGGUGUUCAGCAGAGUCUUGGCUGGGUUCACUAUAUGAUCCAUGAGCCAGAACCACAUAUUCUGCUCUUCAGAAGACCACUUCCAAAGGAUGAGCAGAAAUAAGCCGUGGCCUUUUGAAUCUUCUGGAACUAUGUAUAUGAGUGUAUAUAUGUUGGUAGUAUUCAGUGAAUACUUUUAAAUUUACAAAACAUACAUCCAAACCUGUGCAUGAGCUGUAUUAUUCACAGCAACAAAGCUCAGUCAAAUGCAAUUCCAAGCAGGCUGCUAUGAUGUUCAAAGAGUGAUGACUUUAUCUUUUACUGUUAAUGUAAGUGCCUCUGUGACUUAAAUUGUGUUGUUUGUGCUGCAUAUUCUGAUUAACUCAUCACUUGUUAGUGUUCUGUAACUUUUGCACUCAAAUUUUUUGCUGUAGUGUAGUAUGUUCAAAUCCAGUAGUUAAAUUGUUCAGUAGUAAGGAUGCUUAAGAAAUAAACUUCUUGAAUGAAA